UAAUGCCUACAUUAAGUAAUGUCACGACUAACUCCAGCGGGAUGACAUUGUACUGGCUCACACUCAACAUCACUGCCAGUCCACUUGUGAAGAGAGACAUCUUUGAGGCAAACAUCAUGGACAGAAUUGUCCUGCCAAACCUGAAUACUUCACUAGGUGACGGUGACAUUACCCUGUAUCCGGUUUUGAUCCAGUCUUCGUAUUUCGAUAAAGACAUCGUCUGCUUGCACGAAAAUUACGUCUGCCAAGAUUUGGAGAUCAAAUCUGUCAGGCCCCGAAAUCACUCCAGCUCUGAAGCUGUGACGUUCUCAUCUCUACUGACAUGCGCAUUUGUGGUUUUUGAAAAUAAGCAGUACACCAUUACGUCUUAUGGUUUGUCUCAUCCUCUAAAUGUCACGAUAGUCUUGGAUCUUAAUGUUUUUAUCGUUCGAUUCUCUGGGAUUCAAGAUCUCAACAAGUUGAAGAUAAAAAUGGACGGAAGUCUGUGUGUAUGCAAAGAACUGCUUGACGAAAAGGUGAAAGAUUACGUUGAGAGUAAUCGCCCCUUAAAGGAACUUUUGGAGAUUGCUACGGUGGCCUCCCUUUGUGCUUCGAUGGCUUGUCUCUUCUUGAUGUUUAUGACGUAUGCCUUGUUCUCAGAGCUCAGGACGAAUGCUGGGGUCCAUAACAUGGUUCUUGCAGGCUCCCUCAUGCUUGCGCAGGCGUUUAUUUUGAUCAGCAGUCAUAUGUCUCCCCCGGGUGUCCUGUGCUAUGUUGUUGGUAUCUUCACACACUUCCUCUGGCUGUUCAAGUUCACCUCCACCUCCAUGUGUUGCGUGCACAUGUUCCAUGUGUUCACUGCAAAGACACGUCACGGCGGCAGGCUGAAGUGUUCCUUGGUGGCCAGGAGUCUUCUCUGUACCGUCUUGCUCCCGGUGGCGAUCAUCCUUGCGGUCAUUUUGUAUCACCUCAUCACAACUGAAAUGCAGGAGAUUGGAUAUGGAAAGUCGUAUUGUUACCUGGACUCUGCCACGUUCGUAGCUAUAGCCGUAGCUGGACCAGCCUUGUUGAUCUCCGUGGUCAAUCUUGUGUUCUUCAUUCUGACUGUGGUCGCCAUUAAGAGAGUCUACAGCUUACAGGCCUCGGCAUCAAUCAACCGUGACCACCAUACUAAUCUGUAUGUGUACGCCAAGCUGUCCACCAUGACUGGAACAUUUUGGACUUUAUCUAUAAUUGCUGAAAAUCUCGAUGUAGAUUUCCUAAGGUUGAUCCCCAUAUUCAUUAACGGACUUCAAGGCGUCUUUCUUUUCAUCUCUUAUAUCUGUAACAAACGAGUGUUGCGUCUUUAUCUGCCACGCAUGAGUGGGCACUCUGACGUCAUCACCAAAGUCUCCGUCAAGUGACGUCAAGACAGGGGGGUCACAUC
Messenger RNA from Biomphalaria glabrata, 1405 nucleotides. Its product is annotated as adhesion G protein-coupled receptor E3-like. The transcript has 4 exons. The record is from RefSeq and is a predicted model, not a curated record. Gene Ontology annotation, molecular function: G protein-coupled receptor activity. The coding region runs from base 3 to 1382 and encodes 459 amino acids. Gene Ontology annotation, cellular component: membrane. Lineage: Eukaryota; Metazoa; Mollusca; Gastropoda; Planorbidae. Gene Ontology annotation, biological process: G protein-coupled receptor signaling pathway; cell surface receptor signaling pathway.